This is a messenger RNA of Alternaria burnsii, 819 nucleotides long. RefSeq lists its product as uncharacterized. NCBI's taxonomy places the organism in Eukaryota, Fungi, Ascomycota, Dothideomycetes, Pleosporales, Pleosporaceae. Gene Ontology annotation, biological process: proteasome-mediated ubiquitin-dependent protein catabolic process. The transcript has 2 exons. The record is from RefSeq and is a predicted model, not a curated record. The coding region runs from base 1 to 819 and encodes 272 amino acids. Gene Ontology annotation, cellular component: nucleus; proteasome regulatory particle, lid subcomplex; proteasome regulatory particle.
AUGGCUGAAAGGGAACUCUCCACCGUGCUCCAGCAGCUCCACCAGACGCUCAAGUCGCACAACUACCAGCAGUCGACCUCAUUACUAGGCAAAGCCAAGAUCGCCCUCCUCAACCUCAACGCCCUCAUCCCACAAGAGAAGACACCACGGAAACAUCUGCAGCUCGCACGUGAGACGCUCGAGCUAGGCGCCAUCAUCUCCAUCCGCCUCAAAGACACCGAGUCCUUUACCCGUUACUUCCAGCAGCUCCAGCCCUUCUACUCCCUGCCAGAGUCCACACUACCCAAGGAUGGCAGCAAUUCCAGCAAGGUCACAGGUCUAUAUCUGUUACUGCUGUUGAGCGAGGGCGACUACGCGGGCUUCCACACACUGCUAGAGACGCUCGAGGUGGCGGCUGCGCAGGCAGGCGCAAAGCUCGAAGCUGAUCAGUUCAUUCAGUAUCCCAUAAAACUGGAGCAAGCGCUUAUGGAGGGAAGCUACGACAAGGUGUGGGUCGAGACAAAGAGCGAGAGGGUGCCUGGCGAGGAGUUUGCUCUGUUUACUGAGAUUCUCAUCGGCACUAUCCGCAAGGAAAUCGCGUCCUGCAGUGAGCGCGCAUACCCCUCCAUUCCCAUCUCCGACGCCAAAUCACUCCUCUUCCUCGACUCGGAAGGCAGCGUCGUCAACUUUGCCAAGGAAUGCGGUUGGGUUGUCAAGGACGGACGGAUAUACUUCCCUCAGCAGGAGGACGAAUACAUGAGCAAAGACAUCUUGGUUACAAGUGAUCAGGUCAUUGAGAACACUCUUGGUUAUGCGAGAGAGUUGGAGACCAUUGUCUAA